CCUGCCUUGAAGUUCUACGAGUUCCGAGUAGUUAGAAUUUGACUCCAAAGUCCAUCGGUUCCCAAGGAAUGCUCUGGUACGCCAUCCUUGCGCUGCUCACGGCAUGGGGUCCAAGUCACGUCUCAUGCCUGACCUCGCUGAGUACAAUCAACGAAUCCACCUGGGAUGCCUUCAAUAGCAGUGUUUCCGGUAGGCUGCGCAAUGGAAAACCCAUGCUAGCCCCAUGUUACACCAAUUUCAACGGCCACGUCCAGCUUCCUGACCACCAGGAGUGCUCUGCACUGCAGUCGCAUCGAUCGGAUAGUGAUUUUGUCUCGAAGCAUUUCGGCGGUUACCAGAAUGUGAACUGGGGUUCCUGCCAAGCAACAGGACAGUCUUGUGCAUUUGGCUCGCUACUGAAUCCAGACCUGGUCACUCCGGUGACGCGGCGGUGCUCCCAGGGCAGCGUCCCAGCCAAAUACCUGGAAGUACACACGAUCGAGGACGUGCAGCGAGGGUUAAUCUUUGCCAAAGAGCAGAAUGUCAAGUUGGUGGUGAAGAACACCGGCCAUGAUUUCAAAGGUCGUAGCUCGGCACCAGAUUCGUUUGCCUUGUGGACACAUCGCUACCAGCCCCCAAUCAGGUUGCAGAAAGACCUUGUCCCGGAGGGAUGCUCGUCGGCCGUGGGGGAUGUGAUUUCUUUUGGUGCGGGCCAACAGUUCCAAGGAAUUUACGAAUUUGCCCAUGCGCAUAACUACCGCGUGGUCGGAGGCACGUCGAGCAGCGUUGGAGCGGCUGGGGGCUGGAUUACCGGCGGAGGACACAGUAUGCUGUCCAAUGAGCUUGGUCUCGGCGUGGACAACGUUCAACAGCUCAAGGUCAACCAAGACAUCUUUUUUGCCCUGAGGGGCGGCGGAGGAGGCACGUUUGGCGUGGUGAUGGAGAUGACCACCCUAGUGCACGACGAGAAGCCAAUGCAGCUGGCCCAGGUGUCUUUAGCCAGCCUCGAUGCUGCCAGCGCAAAGAGCUUUCUCUCAAUAUUGGUGGCAAACGCGGAUAAGUGGGCAUCCGAGGGCUGGGGAGGAUAUAUCUCGCCCGGAGUGCUGGGAAACCAUGUGUCGAACCUGGUACUGGCAACCUCCAUGCUCAAUCACUCCGACGCCCAAGCGUCCAUGCAGCCAGUACUCGCCUUUGCACGCCAGAGAGGCACAAUCGGGCAGGCGAAUCUCACCACGGUUGACAGUUUCUUCGGCAUUCUCAAGGGAUUUGCUGCAGUCGCAAAGCUCGGACAACCCAGCGGAUCGCUCGCCAUGUCGUCUCGCCUUGUGCGGCGCGACUCAUUUGUCGGGGACAACAACCAGCGGCGGCUCUCGUCGAUUCUCAACGACAUUCUGACCACAAGCCAGGAGAGCGCCUUGCUGUCGAUCUCACCGUUGUUCAUUAGCGUCACUGCGCCCACAAUAUACUCCAAGCACCAACCUGGAGGUCCCGGAGCGGCAUCGGUGACGCCUGCCUGGCGUGACAGCCUAUGGCAUGUCAUCCAUCUGCGUCCGUUUGACGGCCUUGUCACACAGCCUAGCCUUGUUAAUUGGAUACGGCAAUCUACUCACGAUGCUCUCGGAGCCUUGCGGGACUUUACUCCAGACUCAGGGGCCUAUCAGAAUGAAGCCGACCCGUUCGAGCCGGACCCCAUCCGGGCGUUCUGGGGCGAGAAGAACUACCAGCGCCUACUUCAGAUAAAGAAGGUGGAUCCGACCAACAUGUUGACGGUGCAUCAAGGCGUGGGGUGGGAUCAAAUGGACGAAAGGUAUCAAUGCUAUCCCGAAGUCUCGCCCUGA
Aspergillus steynii IBT 23096 is the source of this 1817-nucleotide messenger RNA. Its product is annotated as FAD-binding domain-containing protein. Gene Ontology annotation, molecular function: oxidoreductase activity; FAD binding. Bases 69 to 1817 code for a protein of 582 amino acids. The transcript has 5 exons. Lineage: Eukaryota; Fungi; Ascomycota; Eurotiomycetes; Eurotiales; Aspergillaceae. The record is from RefSeq and is a predicted model, not a curated record.